Triticum aestivum (bread wheat) is the source of this 2024-nucleotide messenger RNA. RefSeq lists its product as uncharacterized. NCBI's taxonomy places the organism in Eukaryota, Viridiplantae, Streptophyta, Magnoliopsida, Poales, Poaceae. The transcript has 11 exons. The coding region runs from base 254 to 1702 and encodes 482 amino acids. Gene Ontology annotation, molecular function: protein binding. The record is from RefSeq and is a predicted model, not a curated record.
UUCGCCCCAUGCCAAGAUUGCCGAAAUUCGGCCGAAAUCCAUUUUUCCGGCCGAAAUUGAAAACACAGGGUCUGACACCUAGCAUCUGAUUUGUUAGGUUCUUUUCCCCUCCAAUUCGUGCGUGGUGGACCCGAAAUCACAAAUGGAUCCCGAUUAUUACUCUUCCUGGUUGAUUGAUUCCCAGGUUGGCUCAAUCUAAUCGAUCACCAUCGUCGAUCGCGGCUGCCGACUACUGAUCGAUCUGCUCUUAGCGAUGGCGGCUGCUGCGACCCGAUCGCCGGAGGAGCGAUCCAAGACCACCGGCGGUGACGACGUGCAGGACGAGGAGAGACACGCCAAGAAGACGAGGACCACCCUGGAAGACGACGACGGCGACGAGGAGGAGUUGGAGAUCUCUUCUCCGCUCCGCGAGCCCUACCUUCCCAAGGAGGUAGACAUGCGCGCCAACCCGCAUAUCCUCGCCGCCUACAAGCUCGCCCAAGACAAAUUCCAGGAUAAACGAGAUCGCGAGGAGAAGCUGCUGCCCACGCGCCUAUCAUUCCGCUUCGGAGCGUCGCCCGUCCUCAUCCCUGACUCAGGGAGGAAGGCUGUGCUCUCCGCCGCCGGAUCCAUCAUCCGCCUCUCCUCCUCUCUCGGUGGCGAUCCGCUGGCGCAGUCCGCCGGUUUCUGGAUCGAUUGGGACGAGGGGAGCAAAACCGGCAUUGUUUUAACAACCGCGCAUCUGAUCCGCGCCAACAAGCCGCUGCCCAAAGACUACUGGGCGAAAAAAGACCGGUACCAGUAUCAUCCCGGUGCUCAAGUUACUGCUCACUUGCUCGACGACACCACCGCCGAGGGCCGUCUGCUCUAUCACGAGGAGCAUUACGACCUUGCUUUCUUUAGGAUUGCAAUGGAUCAGAGUGUUCAAUUAGCCUCUUUCGCUGACACGUUCAACAGCGGUCAGCAGGCUUUGCGGCUUGGAAGAGAUGGGAAUUUGAUUUUAAGGAUAACUCAUGGCAAGGCGAUGCAAGAUGACGACGUGUAUUUUUCUCGGGAUAAAAAAUACGAGGAGGCGGAGACACGAAGGAGAGAGAGUGCGCAGAGGGGAUCGGGAUAUACUUUAUAUGCAUCGGUUCCCAAGUCUGAGUUACAUUGCGACAAUGCUGGAGAGCUGGUCAUUGACUUCGAUGGAAAGGUUGUGGGGAUGAUCAACGACUGUAAAAGUGUGUCCUUUGUUCCGUUUUUCAUUCUGAAUAGGUGCAUGGAACUGUGGAGGAAUUUUGGGUGCAUCCCUCGGCCCCACCUUGGAUUGCAGUUUAAGGCCCUCAAGUUUCUAGAUCCCUCACAUGUUGAGUACAUAUGGCGCAAGCUAAACAUUGAUGACAGUCUUCUUGUUGAAGAGUUGUCGAUGGGAUCUCAUGCUGAGAAAGUUGGAAUCCGAGUAGGUGAUAUUAUUGGAAGCAUUGAUGGAGAACGGAUUUCUACCAGAAUUGAGUUGGAAAAAAAAUUGUUGAGCAUAUCAAUGGGCAGUUUUAAUGGGGGAAAUGACAUUAAUGCCAAAGUGGACAUUUCUGUCCGGGUAUUUCACACAAACAACCGUCUUUGGAGGGAAAAACAUUUAAAUGUUAAUAUAUCGGAUCAUCGAGAAGUAGCUGAACAAGCUUUUUAUAUCAUCACUAAUGGAGAAGGGGUUUCUCCCCCUGUAUCACCUGACCAAGUUUAAUCAGACUCGGAUUCGGACAAGUCACUUUGUUGUGCUUGCACUAGUUCAUAUGAGGGUUCAUGUCUUCAAAGUAAUCUUUUUGUACAAUGGAGGGAUAGCAUCUAGAAUAAGAAGACAAGAUUGUUCAGCCAAGUCCUAUAUUUCAAGGUCUUACAUAUGCCUAGUUAUCUAGGGGAGCUGAGACCAAGAGUUUCAACGCUAAGUGGGGGCCCUUUUUAAUAACUUUAAGGCAGACCCGCCACAUGUAAUAUUAUUGUUGUUGUAUGGAUGCCCACAUGAUAUUUUAGGUGCCAUUUUAAGAGUAUCAAGAAAUGUGAUGUUU